Messenger RNA from Bombyx mandarina (wild silkworm), 450 nucleotides. RefSeq names its product cytochrome c oxidase subunit 6A2, mitochondrial-like. The record is from RefSeq and is a predicted model, not a curated record. Lineage: Eukaryota; Metazoa; Arthropoda; Insecta; Lepidoptera; Bombycidae.
AUGCGCUUUAACGUUAUCAAUAAAUUUAAAAGGCCAUUGAUUUGGACAGUCGAAAAAGCCAGACGCUACAGUCUUUGUGGUCCACCACGUCCAAGCAAAUGCGGCUGUCCUCCAAAGCCUGGCAGUGGAAAAGUCAUCGUGCCACCGGCUGAUUGCAAGCCUGGACCGAUUUGUUAUAAUCCCUGUGUUCCUCGAUUUCACCACGGUAAAGACACUUGGAAAAAAUACAGGAAUUUCACAUACUUUGUAUUAUUGCCUUUGAUAGCGAUACAAAGUUUUAACGCCCUUGGCCACGAACCACCACCAAAAGGACCAUGCCGCGAUUAUGAAUAUAUGCGAGUCCGAACAAAACGAUUUCCUUGGGGAGACGGAGUCAAAUCAUUUUACCACAAUGAGCACGUAAACCAUUUGCCCGGCGAAUGUGAAGCUCCGCCACUCGACUGUGAUUAA